Messenger RNA from Alexandromys fortis (reed vole), 5753 nucleotides. It is a transcript of the gene Tafa3, whose product is annotated as TAFA chemokine like family member 3. Gene Ontology annotation, biological process: negative regulation of microglial cell activation; positive regulation of microglial cell activation. Gene Ontology annotation, molecular function: receptor ligand activity. The transcript has 7 exons. NCBI's taxonomy places the organism in Eukaryota, Metazoa, Chordata, Mammalia, Rodentia, Cricetidae. Bases 935 to 1333 code for a protein of 132 amino acids. The record is from RefSeq and is a predicted model, not a curated record.
UAGGGUCUCACACUACAGCCCAGGCUGCGCCAGAAUUCGUGACAAUUCUUCUGCCUCAGUCUCCCAAGUUCUGGGAUUAUAUGUGUGAGCUGCUCUGCGUGGUCUGAAGAACUGGAUUUUAAGAUUUAAGGAGCUCAGAUUUAAAUAUUAGCCUACAGAUGGUGUAGGUAAAGACAACUCCUAGCCCCAACGCCCACCCGAAUCCCUACCAGAACACCACCUAACUCCCUUGAACCACAGGGCUGGGGGCCACAUUCCUGGAGGUUUCAGGGACCUGUUUCUAAUUGUCGCGUCCGUGAAUACAGAGCCCGUGGGCUUCUACCCCUGAUCUCGCCCUGCGCCACCAGAGGCCGCUGCGUACCAGUUGCGCUCAUCCUCCCCGCAGAGCGCCCCACGCUGUCUCGAAGGAGGCAGCGGUACCCGCAAGGGUUGAAGCAGCAGGGACGACUCCCAAGACAAGCGGCUGCGCGCUCGCCAGUCUGAAGGCCGCAAGCUCUGGAGGACCCGGCUGACCUCUCCCUCCUCUCAGGGCUGGUGGGUCCAGGCCCGGAGCAUCCCGGUGCUCAGAGCCGAGUUCACUGGGAUGCCGGCUUAGCCAUUGCCCUGUUCUCCUGGGGCACAGCAACUUGAUAACGACUGAUCGAUCACAGACGGAGCUCGGGACCAGACAACACCCGACCUGGCAACUCCGGGGAAGAGCCCGCCUCUGUGAGUCUCGAUCACAAGCUCAGAGGCAUCAAAGACCUCAGGCCAGAAGGUUGAACCAGGACCACUGCUCUGGAGCAGGUGGAAUGAGUCUGAGACCAGCAGAUGCACAGACAGAAGCCUAAAGACUCCAGGAACGGCCCUGCCUUCCUGUCCCCUGGUCCUUCUGUAUCACUCGUCGCCUCCCACAGUGGCAUCUUUUCUAGCUGCAAGCUGCCUGGGGACAAGGAUGAGUGAGCGGACCACGAGCAACUGGAGCCCAGGCAGCUGGGUGCUAGCGCUGUGCCUGGCCUGGCUGUGGACACGGCUGGCCUCUGCUUCCUUGCAGCCUCCCACAGCCACAGUCCUGGUAAAGCAGGGCACCUGUGAGGUGAUCUCUGCGCAUCGCUGCUGCAACCGGAACCGCAUCGAGGAGCGCUCCCAGACUGUCAAGUGUGCCUGCCUCUCUGGCCAGGUGGCGGGCACUACAAGGGCAAAGCCCUCUUGCGUGGAUGCUGCCAUCGUCUUGCAGAAGUGGUGGUGUCAGAUGGAGCCCUGCCUGCUGGGGGAGGAGUGCAAGGUGCUCCCGGACCUGUCAGGGUGGAGCUGCAGCAGUGGACACAAGGUCAAAACCACCAAGACCCAGUAACCACUCUGCCUGCCACCUCUGCCGCGGACUGUCCCCUGUCACUUACACUGCUCUUACGGCCAUUAACUCCCCGUAGUUCCUACCUGCCCUCCUCUGGUCAAAUUGAUCUGUCCUCAGUGACAGCAGCCAAGAAGAUUAUUAUCACCAUGGCUCGCUGCCUGCCCCACAAAACAGGGGGGCAAUUAAAAUUUAAUCAAACUCUUUAGCAGUUCCAUGUGUGCCUUGGCUAAUUAGUUGCAUGUCGUUGUCAUCGUCGUCUGUGCAAAUGAGUGACAGGCCAAGGCAGUGUCUCUGACCCUGUCCCCAUCGUGCACAGCAAGAAGGUUAACAAACAGAAGCAAAAACAGGUUCUAGGAUUCUGAGAGGGGGGGGGGGGUAUCAUAGCACACGUAGCUAGCUACAGCAAGAGACAGUUUGGGGGCUGGAGAGAUGGCUCAGUGGUUAGGAACACUCUUGCAGAGGACCAAAGUUAAUUCCUUGUACCCUCACGGCAGCUCACAACUAUCUAUAACUCAGUCCUAAAGGAUCCGAUACCCUUAUGUGGCCUCCCUAGGCACCAGGCACACAUGUGGUGCACAGACAUUCAUUCAGAUACAACACCCAUAUGCACAAAACUUAAAAAAAAAAAGGAAGGGGGCUGGAGAGCUGACCCAGUGGUUAAGAGAAUUGGCUGGUCUUCCAUAGUUCCUGAGUUCAAUUCCCAGCAACCACAUGGUGACUCACAACCAUCUAUAAAGUUGGAUCUGAAGCCCUCUACUGACAUAAAGUCAUAUAAGCAGGCAGAGCACUGGCAUACAAUAAAAUUUUUUUUAAUUAAAAAGAAAGAAAGAAAGAAAGAAAGAAAGAAAGAAGGAAAGAGAGAGAGAGAGAGAAAGAAAGAAAAGAAGAGGGUUUGGCUGAUUAGAAGACUGGAAAGCCUGUCUAUAGGCAGCAAAGGGAGACAGACAUUCUGAGAUGCUUAUCAAGACUUGCAAAGUGGGACCCAUCACAGAGCUUGGGACAUUUGCCAUACUGUUACAGGGUAGGGUUUGUGGCCUAAAAGGUAGAUCACAACCUUUGCAAUUUGUGUAGUGACUCAGAAGCAAACAGUGGUGACACUUGUCUGAGUGACGUCAGCGUGGACCACCAGGCCACCGUGUCCAGCUUGGAUGGCUUUAGGAGACCAGCAGCAGUGACCUCUAAGUGAUUUGCAUGACCCAGUGCUCUCUGGUAUGCUACAAAGGCUGACUCUCUGUUGAUUUCUCUAACCUUCUAACCACUUGCUUUCUAGGUCACACGAUAACCCUCGGGGUCUUGGCUUAGAUAGGACAGUCUGGAUUGUCUUGAUUGUCUGGAUUGAAGAAUGACUUCUGGUCACACCAGCCAGCAGAUGUGAGGACUCAUUUACCCAGACAUGUAGUCCCAUGUGCCCCAUGUCAAAUGCAACAUCAGACUGGCAAGUUAGUCUGCUGCUUAGCAGAAAUGCUUGUAUCUUCGGUACAUACUUAAGAUAUGUGCUCUCUUAUGAACAAAGGCGUAAUCCUGUCCUUAAGGAAUAUCUUGUCAAGUUAGGGAGUGGAUGACAGACAUCAAACAGUUUAAAGUGUGUGGUACCAUGGCCUCUGAGCUACCUGCCAUGGGUGUGGUGGGGAUGGGUGGAUGAGAGUCUCAUUGAUCUUUGACUGUCUCCUGAUCACAAGACACAAAGUCAUGAAGUCCUGCACCCCCGGCAAGAUGCUAAGAUGUUAAAGGAGACACUGUCCCCUGAUGCCAAGCCAGGGGAAUCUAUUUUGUCAGUGCUGGAAAGUAGAGAUGAGUUCCAACAACUCCUUAGCCCAGCUCUGUAGAGGCAGGGUGUGUGGCUCACACCCUUUGCUGUCCAAGGGAUGGACAGGUCCUUGGGACCAUCCCCACCUGAACUUCAUGUGGUUUUUGUUUUUGCUUGUUUUAGUGGAUGAGGAAACUGAGUCAUAGAGGGAUGUGAUGGCUUGUCCAAGAUCUCACAGUCCGAGCUUCCAAAACUCAGAUGCUGAGAUUCCAGGCUGUCUUCAUGGUAAUUUAAUGUAGAGAGCGGAACCCUGCAAACACUGUCUAAAUAGCAGCAGCAUGUUUCCUGGGAGAUGGGACUUUGAGUGAGGCCACUGAUCUCCCAUCCACAAAAGUCCAGAAUUCUACACACUGCAGAGUGGGGUACAUCUCAGUCCCCCAGAUCCAACCAGUCCCCACGAUAGCCCAGAGGUCACUCGGCUCAGUUGCAGCUGUAGCACUGUGAGCUGGCAUUCGUUGCCCUCUGGCACUUCUCUUCUGAGAGCCUCAGCCAUCUCCCUAGAUAGGUACCUGGAAGGCAGCGAGUUAGGCAGAGUACAGCUCAAAGUUGAAGGUCUUCAGGUUGGCCUGAUAGAUGGCUUGGGAGUAGCAUCCCGGCUUACACUCCUCAUCAAGGCCUUAGGGAGUGGGGUGUGUUAGAGACCAGCCUGGACGAUGCCCCAUCCCUGAGAAGGCAAAUCAGGGAUAGUUUAGGAUGGAGUCUUAGCUUCCCCUAUCUCCCUAAGCAUUUGACUAAGACUCUGAUAUCACCCCAUCUCGGGGCUUAUUUUUGUUUUUGCUAAAUGAGAUGAGCAGUAAUGUUAAGUUCAGAAGGCAGGCCUCUAACAGUCUCUGCAUACAGCAGGACCACAGGCUAGGGCGCCCAUGAGAGGCCAAAGGCUGUCACAGUCUCCUUCCACACUGAAGAGUGGAGGUCGGAGGACAGGUGGAGGGGUUGGCAAAUAUUUUCUGGAAAGAGCCGGAAAAUGAAUCUGCUAUAUUCUGCGGACCACAUUGAGUCUCUGUGACAUAUCCUUUGUUUUGUCUUGUUGUGUUUUAAAAACAUUUCAGAGCUGUCAAUGCCACCUUGAGCUCUAGGGUGGAAGAAACACCUUGUGACCCAUUUCAGGUGUUUGUCACCCCUGACACCCGAGGGACAGCUGAAGGCCUGGGACGGCCUCUCAUCCUCCUGGCUUGCCCUCUGGGCCCUGGAAACCUGAGCACAGGGUGAGGGCUGGCUUUGUUUUUCUCCUAAUGCGCAGGGAGAGAUGGGCGGGUGAAUUAUUCAGGUUACAAAUGAGACAGCUUUGGUGGAGCAGACACGAAAGCCCGCUUUCCUGGAGGUCGGAAGGCAGGUUCUGCAGGCUGCUGUGGAGCCUAGUGACGGAACGCUGGGAGAAAAGGGGGGCUCUCUCGUCCCUCCUUCCUGGACACUGUCAAGGUCUUGCUUCAGCACCCCCCCCCCACACACACACCAGCUGUGCCAUCCAUGUGAGCUGGGGUUGGAGUGGGAAGUGUGGAGGUGAUGCCCACAAACUCCUGAGAGCUACCAGCUUCCCGCAGCCCCCACCUGCCUUAGUGUCCUGAUUCUGUACCUCCCUUGGCCCCCAAUUCAUUGUGUAAAGUCCUCCAGGCCUUCCCUGCUCCUGACCUGGCCAUGAGGUUGAGUUUAUUUGGUAAACUCUGAGGUGUCUGUGUAUGACCAGGAGAGCACCCCAUAAGAAGGUCUGGCAAAGAAGAGAAACUGUUCUGCCUCCCCACCUCAAGCUCCCCAAAAUUCCGUAUCCAACCAAGUCCAAAUCUAUCUGUGUCUUGUAGCUAUCCAAAUAACAGUCUAGAAAUAAAUGAGUUUUCUCGGACCAUGAGGUUCCUGGAGUCAGUUUUCUCCCUCUUUGGUGAAGGCACUUCAGAGCCUCUGAAGUUCGCCGGAACCCCGAGACCCUCAGCUCCACAGGCCUUAGGGAAGUUGACAACUUUAAAUCACGUCACUGAUGACUGCUGGCCUCCUGGCAGUUUCAUUAAAGUCUGUGAGUGACAUUCUGGGUAAUAACCCCAGACAGCUCCACAGCACUGAGACUGCAGCUCCCUAAAACCACAGAAUUACAGCUGCGAGGUGUUUGAGAAGCCAGCUAGCCAACCCUUGCAUUUGCCAGCCGAGGAGAGAGUAGUUCAGGAAGGUUAAGUAAUUCGGUCACACGCAGUCACACAACAAGCUGAUGGCAUGCCCUGCCCAGCGAAGCAACACUGAGUUCUUCCCACCAUUAUGUAUCCCGUUUUGUACCCCGGAAUGGAUGGGGACUGAGAAGGAAGACAGGGUGAGAGUCCCACUCUAGAAUCACCCAAAGCUGGGAGGGCAAGCAAUAGAGGGGAGAGGAAAGGGUAGAGGAAUGGGAACAGGUAGAGGAAAUACACAGAGGGAGGAAGGGGGCAGGCUGAACAUCACCACUUCAGGACUUCAAACCUCAGAACAAAAUGGAACAAGACUGAUGUCGCCUGGAGAAGAACGGAUCUUGGUCUUUUCUGGAGGAGGCAGCAUGAAGCCCUGUCAGUCCUUGGCAAACUGGGCCUGGUGUUGCAUACCUACGACCCUAGCACUUAGGAAGCCGAAACAGGAGGAUGGGGAGGUAAAGGCCAG